AUGCGAGGUGAGCCUGAUGGAUUUAUCGACCCCGACAGUACCGACGAAGACGCAAAAAACGGAUCCUAUGAGACGUUCUUUACUGAAACUUCCAACGGCAAAUAUGUUCCCCGUUCCAUCUUUAUUGAUCUUGACCCAUCGCCCAUCGAUGAAAUUCGCACCGGCACUUACCGUAACCUUUUCCGUCCCCAGCACCUGAUCAGUGGCAAGGAGGAUGCCGCAAACAACUACGCUCGGGGUCAUUACACCGUCGGCAGGGAGAUUGCUCCAGAUGUGAUUGAGAGCAUUCGUUAUGUGGCUGAGAACUGCCACUCCUUGCAGGGUUUCUUGGUUUUCCACUCCUUUGGCGGCGGUACAGGCUCUGGCUUCGGUUCACUGUUGUUGGAGCAUCUGACUACCAUGUAUGGGCGCAAGUCCAAGCUGGAAUUCUCCAUCUACCCUUCUCCGCGCACCUCGACUGCCGUGGUAGAGCCCUACAAUGCCGUCCUCUCAACCCACAGCACCAUUGAGAACUCCGACUGUACCUUCCUAGUUGACAACGACGCCGUGUACGAUAUCUGCCGACGCAACCUGGAUAUUCCUCGUCCUGGAUACGAACACCUGAACCGGCUUAUUGCUCAGGUAGUGAGCUCCAUCACUUCCAGCCUGCGAUUUGACGGUGUACUCAAUGUCGACCUGGCCGAGUUCCAGACAAACCUGGUCCCGUACCCGCGUAUCCACUAUCCUUUGAUUUCGUAUGCUCCGGUGAUCGGUAACAAUCGCAGCUCGCAUGAGAGUUUCAAGAUCCAGGACCUCACUUUCCAAUGCUUUGAGCCGAACAAUCAGAUGGUGAACUGCGAUCCACGAAAGGGCAAGUACAUGGCUGUAGCUUUGCUGUACAAGGGUGAUGUUGUACCCCAUGACUGCAACCAGGCUGUGCACGCCGUAAAGACUAGGGGUACCUUCAGUUUGGUUGAGUGGUGUCCUACCGGAUUCAAGUUAGGAAUCAACUACCAAAAGCCCGUGCGUCGUCCCAAUGACGAACUUGCGUCUGUGGACCGUUCGGUUAGUAUGCUAUCCAACACCACCGCCAUUGCUGAGGCAUGGAGUCGCCUCGACCACAACUUCGACCUGAUGUACUCCAAGCGUGCGUUCGUCCACUGGUAUGUUGGGGAAGGGAUGGAAGAAGGCGAAUUCUCUGAAGCCCGUGAGGAUCUCGCGGCACUCGAGAAGGAUUACGAGGAGGUGGCUGAGGACAGUCCCCCGGAAGGGGUUGAGUACUGA
Penicillium griseofulvum is the source of this 1263-nucleotide messenger RNA. RefSeq names its product tubulin alpha chain. The coding region runs from base 1 to 1263 and encodes 420 amino acids. Gene Ontology annotation, cellular component: cytoplasm; microtubule. The transcript is spliced from 6 exons. The record is from RefSeq and is a predicted model, not a curated record. Gene Ontology annotation, molecular function: GTP binding; structural constituent of cytoskeleton. NCBI's taxonomy places the organism in Eukaryota, Fungi, Ascomycota, Eurotiomycetes, Eurotiales, Aspergillaceae. Gene Ontology annotation, biological process: mitotic cell cycle; microtubule cytoskeleton organization.